Molecule: messenger RNA, 881 nt
Organism: Gambusia affinis (western mosquitofish)
Lineage: Eukaryota; Metazoa; Chordata; Actinopteri; Cyprinodontiformes; Poeciliidae
Product: protein B4
Exons: 5
Coding region: 88-825 (245 amino acids)
Biological process (GO): nucleosome assembly
Cellular component (GO): nucleosome
Molecular function (GO): DNA binding; structural constituent of chromatin
Source: RefSeq, a predicted model, not a curated record
UCAAGCAUUCAGUCUUCAACGUGCGUGUUUAUUUAUUUUUAUUUUUGUCUCUUGUUUACGUUUACUUUACAAAAAAACCAAAAAACGAUGCCUCCCAAAAAACAAGCAGCGGAUCCUCAGCCUAGUUCAAAACCUGUUCCUGCUGAAGAGCCCGAUGAGAAGAAAACAUCUGCACGCGCCGCGGCGGUGCGAAAACCCGCAACUCAUCCGUCCACAGCCGCCAUGGUGAGAGAGGCGCUGAAAGCCCUAGACUCGCGUAAAGGGGUUUCCUCCCAGGCCAUACAGAAAUACAUCAAACAGAAGCACCCCACUGCGGAGCCGGUGAGGCUGAAGCACUUGGUCCGCAGAAUCUUGAAGAACGGAUUAUUGAACGGGACGCUGGUGAGGCCUGUCAACGCCACCGUCACCACAGGCGCAUUGGGGAAGUUCAGGCUUGCGCCAAAAGAUAAAGAGAUGAAGCUGAAAACUGAGAACACUAAUCCAAAUGUGCAGAAGCCCAAAGCUGGAGCCAAGAAAACCCAGACAGAAGAUGCCACCAAGAAGAAGCCAACAAAUGAAAAGGCAAAAUCUACAAAGAACCCAAAGCCUCCAAAAACCGCAAAGGAUGAGGCAGCUGCUCCUUCAAAGGUUCCUCCAGCAAAGAAGCCAAAAGCUAAAAAAGUUGAGGCGAAGGGUAGCGGUGCUGGAAGCUCUGAACCAACCAAAAAGACUGCAAAGGCCAAAGGGGCAAAAACGGAGAAGAAAACUCAAAGCAAGGCUGUAAAGUCGGGCAGUGACGCCCCUGCAUCUAAAGCUGCUGGCAAACGAGUGAAGAAGCCAGAGUAAAAUAAGGAAACUUUUAUAUUUUUAUUUUUGUUUACAAUAAAUGUGUGGUUUUUAAA